Molecule: messenger RNA, 619 nt
Organism: Cotesia glomerata
Lineage: Eukaryota; Metazoa; Arthropoda; Insecta; Hymenoptera; Braconidae
Exons: 1
Source: RefSeq, a predicted model, not a curated record
GUCUCGCUGGAGGUCACGCUAGAAAUCUUGCUGACGGUCUCGCUGGAGAUCACGCUGAUAGUUUUUCUAGAGGUCUCGCUGUCGGUCUCACUGGAGGUCGUUUUUUCUGGGAGUUGUGCUAAUGGUAUCGCUGCCCGUCUCGCUGGUAAUUUUGCUAGCGAUCACAGUGACGGUUUCACUCGAGAUCACGCUGACGGUCGUUCUGGAGGUCUCGCUGGAGAUCACGUUGAUGGUCUCGCUGACGGUUUCGUUGGAGAUAGUUUCGCUGGAAGUUUUGCUGAUGCUAUUGCUGCUGGUCUCGCUGAUAAUUUUUCUAGCGAUCAUGGUGAUGGUAUGGCUGGAGAUUUCGCUGGAGAUCGAGCUGACGAUCUCGCUGGAGAUCACGCUGACGAUCUUUCUGGAGGUUUCGCUGGUGAUUACACUGACGGUUUUUCUGGAAGUCUCGCUGGAGAUCGAGCUGACGAUCUCGCUGGAGAUCUCGCUGGUCAUCACGCUGACGAUCUUUCUGGAGGUCUCAUUGGAGAUCAAGCUGACGAUCUUUCUGGAGGUCUCGCUGGUCAUCACGCUGACGAUCGUUCUGGAGAUCUCGCUGGUCGUCACGCUGACGAUCUUUCUGGAG